Chenopodium quinoa (quinoa) is the source of this 4021-nucleotide messenger RNA. RefSeq names its product ankyrin-1-like. The coding region runs from base 1129 to 3942 and encodes 937 amino acids. The transcript is spliced from 5 exons. Gene Ontology annotation, molecular function: protein phosphatase 1 binding; protein phosphatase regulator activity. The record is from RefSeq and is a predicted model, not a curated record. Lineage: Eukaryota; Viridiplantae; Streptophyta; Magnoliopsida; Caryophyllales; Amaranthaceae. Gene Ontology annotation, cellular component: plasma membrane.
GAAUUUCCGACUGAUGAGUCACAAUCGUUAACCAAAUACGUAAGAAAAAUUUUGACAACAUGACAAGCUUAGCUCUCUAAUAAUUGACAAGAUUAAAAUCUGUACAAGCAUUAGGGUGUAUUGACAAUUUGACAGACAUAAUUGACUAUAUCAUUAGGGUGGGUCGACUAUAUCAUAAGCAAUCGUCCGAAUCUCCAAUCAAAUCAGCACAUAUGCAAAACCCCAUAUAAAUCUACCAAAGCCAAUGGUGUAUUGACAAUUUGACAGACAUAAUUGACAUCAAUAAACACCCUAAAUAAACACUGACUACAAUUCACAUGGUAAAAAAGGUUCAAAUUUCAUCAAAAACCCAGCAACAUUAACAAGAGGUUCAAAGUUUACCAAACAAACAACAACAAAAUCAACCAAAGAAAAUAAUUUUUUUUUCUUUUUUUUUUUUAAAAAAAAAAAAACUUAGAAUAUUUUUUUGGGCCCUGGUGAGUCAAAUGACUCACCAUGCACAAGGCCAGGUCCGCCAAUGACCAUAGUGCGCAGAAAUCGGAGGUCUAUCUCAACAACAUUUCCUUGAUAAACCUCCAUAGUUUCCCAAUUAAAAGCAAAAAUAGGGGUGUCAGUAUCCUCCUUACGUUGAAUAAUAAAUAUUGAAUAAUCUCCUUACGUUUCAAUAGAAAUGAGGGAUUUAUGGAUUACAAAAUUUUGUGAUACUUUCUUAAAACUUUAAAAGACAAGUGGUGCAAUAUUAAAAAAAAUGAAGGAAAUAUAUUAUAUAUUUGCAAAUACAUAACAAUACUCCAUUUGUACUUCCUAAAAAAACAAAAAAAAAAAAAACUGAGUGUAAAUUCAGCAAUGACUAAUCCUACCAUAAUUCCUCUUAUCUUGUAAUUAAUUUCUAUCAUUGUCAAAAAAAAAAAGUAAUUUAUUUCUAUCACCCAAUGAUAAAAAUCAACGUAAAACCAAUGAAUUAUUUACAUGGUCAGCUUUCAAAAAAAAAAAAAAAAAAAAAAAAAAUUUAUUUACAUGGUCAACAAAAUUAGUUGAAUCCUAUAAACUGCCCUAUUUGUCAUAAAGCCUUAAACGUACACUAUUCCCCCCUCACGGCCUCAACACACUCCUCAGCCAAAAAAAAAAAUGCAUAACUCUAGUCUUGAAAACAUAGAAACUACGAAAAAUGCAGAGGAAGUAGAAAUGGAGAAGAAGCUCUAUGUUGCCGCUGCAAAAGGUAAUGUAGAGUUUCUUCAAGAAAUUCAGCACGGCGACAGAUAUUUACUAAACAAAACUUAUUUAAAAAACAGUAUCAUUCACAUCGCCGUUCAACACGAACAACACGAAUUCGUAGAAGCAUGUCUUAGUAAACUUCCAAACGAUGGUAAUGAGUUAAUAUGUGAGAAGAAUUCCAAAGAAAACACCCCUCUUCAUGUCGCGGCCGAGGUCGGAAACUUUAGUAUAGUGAAGUUACUCUAUGAUCAUUUUGGUGAUGAGAAGCGAAUGCUAUGGAGGGGGCAAAACUCAAAGGGUAACACUCCACUUCAUGUUGCACUUGUUCAUGAUAAUGUUAAGAUUGCUAAGUUUUUGUUGGAGAAAGAUCCUUCCUUGGCUUGUAUUGUGAAUAAGUCAAAAGAAGCACCACUUCAUCUUGCAAUCAAACACCAUGUUAAUUAUUCUGAGAGUGAAUCAAUAAUGGACAAAAUAAAACAACCUAUCACUGAGGGAGGAGCUGGCUUGGCUAUAACAUUUGUACCCGGCGAAGAUAUGUCAAGUUUGAUAUUAUUUCUGGUAGAGAAAUGGAGUAAUGUCACAUGUUGGCCUGAUGCAAACGGUUCGACUCCUCUGCAUAGUGCAGCAUCGCUAAGUUCACCUUAUAACCUUCAGGUCAUAAAAAACAUACUUUAUCAUUGGCCGCAGUCUGCAGAGGUGUGUGAUGCUUCUGGCAAGUCCAUCCUACAUCUUGUGAUAACUAGGAUGCCAAACUAUCAACAAGUUAAAAAUUUGCUUAAAUUUAAAGAGAUUUAUGCCCUCAGAAAUUGUCAGGACCUACAAGGAGAUACACCAUUGCAUAUUGCUGCAAGAAAUAAGGACAUUAACAUGGUACGAGUUCUAUUGGAAUCCUCGGCGAAACUUAGUAUUAAAAACGUGGAAGGUGUCUCGGCAGCAUCAUUGAUACAACAACAUAAUCUGCUUGAGAUGCUAGGGAAGCGAAACAUGACACUGGAGGAAUCCAAAGCAGCGGACAAAGGAGACAUAGCCUUUCUCAGGCAAAGAAUGAGAAAAUUAGGGAUGGAAAAUUUGGAUAUCAUGGAAUUCUUACUCUCACAUGAUUCCAAGGGAAGAAAUAUCCUUCAUAAAUUGCUACAGAUAAAAAAUGAAAGCCAUAUAAUGCAUGACGACUUCGUAGAUUUCAUCCAACAAGUUCUUGGAAAUUUUCCGUCACUUGUCUCUCAAACAGACCUUAAUGGGGACACUCCGGUUCAUAUCCUUGUACAAAAUCAUCCUUAUGUCGCUUCAGGAAAUCAAGACAACCUUGACAUGCCACACACUGAUGUUCCUAUAACAUUGUCCACCUCAGACUUUUUGUCUCUAUUACUAGAACUAUGCCAUCAGAGUAUCCUUAGAUUUGAAGAACAGACACCUUGGUUGGUACAGAAUGCAGAAGGCAAUACACCGCUUCACGAAGCAAUCGUAGCAAAUAACAAACAUUUGGUAAGAAGCUUGUUAAUGCACGAUCCAAGAUCGGCUCGUUUAGCUAACAAAUGUAAAGAGUUGCCUCUUCAUUUGCUCGCCGGAUGCCCCAUGAGCAUGGAUGAGCCGCUCACGAUAGAAAUCAUAGAAUCAAUGGUAGAGGCAAUUCAGGCAAACGACACAGCAACAGAUUGGGUCGACAAGGAUGGUCUCACCCCCUUAAUGAGAGCUUUUAAAGCUGGUAACCUCCGAAUGGCUGCAGAACUAUGCAUUCUGUCACCACAAGCAGCACAAACUUGUGACGCUGACGGGCAGACAUUUUGGCACCGGCUAAUGGAUCAUCCUGCAUCAUCCGAAGAUUUUGUGUGCCGCCUUCUUGAACAUGAAUCUGUAAGAGAUCUGCUGAAAUUGAAGGACAAGCAUGGAAACACACCGUUGCACCUUGCAAUUGAAGGUAAUCGUUACGAUCUUGUAGGAAGUUUCCUUGUUUGGGGGAGAGAACGUAUAUCAUCAGAGGACAAUGAACAAUGGCUACUAGAUCUUUUGAAAAUACAAAACAAAGCCUGUAAAACCCCUGCCGAUCUUAUCAGAGAAUCACCAAGUCUUCCUCCCAAUAUUGAGAGAAUCAUAAAGGCUAACAACGGAAUGAUAGGUGUUCGUAGCGCGUGGGGAAUUCCUACAAAAGAGAUGCAAACGUAUGUGAACACAAUAGGUAUAAUAGGUGCACUUCAGACAACAAUAACAUUCACAGCAGCAUUUACAGUUCCGGGAGGAAUAACCCAAGAUAAUGGGACUCCAGUCCUGAUAAGAAAGGCCAUGUUUCAUGUAUUUAUGAUCUCGGACAUAUUUGCAAUGUGCUUAUCAAUGAUGAUUUUAUUUUGUCUCCUUUGGAUCAUGGCCACGAGCAACAGAAAAAAGUCCGUGAUGAUACUCGAUUUCAGCGUGCUAAUGCUGCUAGUAUCAUUAUGUGCAACUCUUUUGACAUUCCUGGCCGGUCUGUACGUAACAACUUCCGCCGUGGAACACUCGAUCGCUAUUGUCACUUUGGUUAUGGGUAUUUUGGUGAUGGCGUUGCUCGUCCACAAAUUUUUUGCCAUAAAUUUGCUCUUUCCAGUUGGAAAAGCUACACUUAUUUUUGUGUGGUCCAUUGCUGAUUUGUGCAAAAGUAUCACCAAAUGUUGCAAGCCAAACCUAAUAAACAAUACAGCAACAACAGCUAGUCAAGGUCACACUCGGCGUCAUCAACAUCCGUUUCAUAAUGUUUAGACAAUAUUUUUGUAAUUAUUGUAUGCACUUAAAAAAUUGGAAGACUUAUGUCAAGAAGGACCUUUUAUGUUGAUAUUUU